Messenger RNA from Rattus norvegicus (Norway rat), 402 nucleotides. Lineage: Eukaryota; Metazoa; Chordata; Mammalia; Rodentia; Muridae. The record is from RefSeq and is a predicted model, not a curated record.
AUGGUCAGCUCCUGUUGUGGCUCUGUCUGCUCUGAGGAGGGCUGUGGCCAAGGCUGCUGCCAGCCCAGCUGCUGUCAGACUACCUGCUGUAGGACCACCUGCUGCCGCCCCAGCUGUUGUGUGUCCAGCUGCUGCAGACCCCAGUGUUGUCAGUCUGUGUGCUGCCAGCCCACCUGCUGCCGCCCCAGCUGUUGUCGCCCCAGCUGCUGCAUCUCCAGCUGCUGCCAACCCUCCUGUGGUGGUUCCAGCUGCUGCCGCCCCUGCUGUCAGCCCUGCUGUCGUCCUUGCUGCUGUCUGAGACCAGUCUGUGGUCAGGUCUGCUGCCAAAGCACCUGCUACCGCCCCACCUGUGUCAUCUCCACCUGCCCCCGCCCCAUGUGCUGUGCCACCCCCUGCUGCUAA